GGAGGUUUGGGUGUGUAUGGAAAGGGGGUGGAAAUGGGAGGAGAAAUCUUGAGGAGGGCCGUGAGAAGAGUUAUAAAAGGUGAUGCUUGCUGUUAGAUGAUCGGCAAAUAAAGCUCCUGUUGCCUUCAUAAAACGAGUCAAGGUCCUGUCUGAGAAACAACCCCCUAAUUCUGGCCUGAAUCCAUGGAAACGAGAGACACAACUAAACAGAACCUGAUAAGAGAACUGGUAACUACCAACGAACUUCAGGACCGUUUCUUUGCACCUGUUCGCAAUCGCAGAAGAAGCAAGGCAACACAAGCAGCCCACCUGUUCCUGAUCUUGCAGGAUCCUUGCAUUGCAUAGGCAACCAGCCAUGUUCCGGCCUAGCUGAGCUCCAGCCCAGCACUCCAUGGGGAGGCCCACGACGAGUGCCCUGCUACUGCCCAUCGCCUUCUUCCUGAGCCUCUUGCAUGCUGCACCCCAAACUUACCUGCCUCUUGCCCGCCGACAGCUCCUCACCAACUUCGAAUGCUGGAAUGCUACUGCGUAUGGUGCCCUGCCUUGGUCCAAAUUCCGAUGCCAGCGGAAGCUGCAGGAAGCCCUAUCCCUGCGUGUGCCCAGCCUUAGCCUAAGCCCAGUUCAGCUGUUCCGCAAGCGCCAGACGUGUGUGCGUGUUCGCUUGGCUUUGAACGCUACAGGCAUUGAAGGACUGGAGCUGCAUUUCCUGGUUAUAAGUUCCAAACGCUCUGGCUGGCUUCAGAUCUUCAGAAGAGCAGGCGCUGGAACCUUGUGGCAGGUGCUAUUUGACUGUUUCCCAGCAGAGAGCGGCCGCCGGGUGCUUGUUUCGCUGGAAACCAUUCCUGGCGGGGUGCUGAGCAUCAACGAAAGCCUUUUAAUCCCUAACAACCAAUUAGAAGUUCCACAGUUCCACCACAGAUGGGUGCCAGCAGAACGGGCUAUUGAGGUGUCUGUCACCGAGGGCCCUGACAUCACAGUACGCCUCUGCCACCAGCUGGCUCUGGAGUGCGAGGAACUGGGCCAGCCUUUCCACCAGCAGGUUCUGGUCUCCAAGCAUCACCCUGCUCUGCUGUCGUAUGAGCGCCUGCUCCCAUGCUUAUGUAUUGAGGCAUCGUAUCAUGAGCACCACGACAGCUUGCGCAAAAAAGUGUGCCCUUUCUGGGAUCAGCCAGAGGCCUAUGGUCCAGAUCUGUGGUCCUCGGUGGAGUUUCGCGACUACAGCAACAGCGGCAAGGCUGAAAUGGCUAUGUCUCUGAGCGGCCGCUGCCUGCUUCAUCCCAAUGCUUCCCUGUGCUGGAAAGAAAGCGCCACUCCGGGUGCGGCCUGUCAAGACAUCCCCAACUCCACAGUCACAGGAUUACGUCAGGAGUACAUCCUUGAGGAGGUGGAUGUUCACCCUCGGCUCUGCUUCAAGUUUUCCUACAAAAACAGCAGCCACAUUGAGUGCCCACUCCGGACAGACACUGCCUGGAAUGUAUCUAUGAGUGUCAAACCGUGGCAGCUCCACUUGCAUUUUCAUUCUCGUGCACCAGCAUCCUUCAGCUCGGCCUUUUGUCAGAAGCAAUCUCCACACCAGUGUGAGCCUGAGCCGCCUGUCUAUACCAUCACCCAUCUGGAGAGAUCAAGCCUGGGAGACUUGGACCUCAUCCUUCCUUGGCGGGCAUUGACAAGCUGUGUACUGGUCUGGCGUUCUGAUGUGCGCUUCGCUGGCAAACAGCUUCUGUGCCCAGAUGUGACUCACAGGCACUGGGGGCUGCUGGCCUUUGGAGUGAGUCUAGGACUAGUGUUGCUGCUCGUCGCAGCCGUUCUGCUAAUUCGCUGUGUUCUGCGCAGGCUUCAUAGAGACGUACCGGGCAAGCGCCAUUCUCGCCCCAUCCUGCUGAUCUAUUCCCCCGACUCGGAGGAGCACAAGCAGUUGGUGUGUGCUUUUGCGGCGCUGCUGCGCUCAGCCCUGGGCUGCCCCGUGCUUUUAGACCUCUGGGAGCUGGGCCACGUGGGGCGGCUGGGCAUCUUGCCCUGGGUGUACGCCCAGCGAGAGCAAGUCAGCCGAGAGCAGGGCCAGGUCCUGCUGCUGUGGAGCGUCGGCAGCGCCCGCGCCUACGGGCUGUGGCAAGGGAAGGCCUCCCGGCGCGGCGGCAUGAAAGCACCAGAGCCCCACGACCUGUUUGGGGCGGCCAUGGCCUGCUUGAAAGGCGAACUGCAGGGGGAGCCUGGGGCCGUGCGAGGAAAGGGCGACUGGGUCAUCGCCUACUUCAGCAAACUGUGCGGCCGGCGCAACAUCCCUCGGGCCUUGCACUUCCUUCCUCGAUACCGCCUGCCUCAGGAACUGCCAGGUCUGGUCAGGGUGCUUCAGGGCCCUUCCAGCUCAACCCCAAGAUGGCUCCGCGCCAGCGCUAAGGCCCUCGUGUGCCGCUUGCUCAAGGCUGAGAGGAAGAAAGCUGUGCGGAGCCAGAGGCAUCAGCCUUGGAGGUCAGCCACGGAGAAGUUUGCGAGCUCCCUGGUCCCUUUUGCUCCUCAUCCCAAACUGCGCAGGCCGAGCUGCGCUUGAGGAGAGACGCGCAUCCCGGUGGAGAACGUGUGGGGUUGUGAAAUGGGGCUCUCCCUCCACUACAGAACCUAGGAAGCCAGACAUUUGCAGCCUUUUAGGUCUGCGGAUGGGACGCGGGUGGCGCUGUGGGUUAAACCACUGAGCCCAGGGCUUGCCAAUCAGAAGGUCGGCGGUUCGAAUCCCCGCGAUGGGGUGAGCUCCCGUUGCUCGGUCCCUGCUCCUGCCCACCUAGCAGUUCGAAAGCACAUCAAAGUGCAAGUAGAUAAAUAGGCACAGCUCCGGCAGGAAGGUAAACGGCGUUUCCGUGCGCUGCUCUGGUUCGCCAGAAGCGGCUUAGUCAUGCUGGCAAUGUGACCCGGAAGCUGUACGCCGGCUCCCUCGGCCAAUAAAGCAAGAUGAGCGCCGCAACCCCAGAGUCGGCCGCGACUGGACCUAAUGGUCAGGGCUCCCUUUACCUUUUUAGGAUGUGAAAAGGAAGGUCCAAACUCAGUGUAGUAAGCUAAAGGAGAGGCUGCUCUGCUUGCUAAGGAAGUCCGGGGCCUUUUGAGUCCCAACGCCACGAAAAAGAGCGGCCAAACUCGGCCGAGUUGGAGGCUGCUCCACCGGCUAGGCAUCGUCUUGCACAGUGGUUAUGGAAACGGUUGCCGUGGAAAUGAUAGUGCGGUGCAAGUUAACGCCAGUCACGGCACAGGAAAGGUCAGGAGGCCGCUGUGUGGCGUUGGCGCCAGAGGAGGGGCUGUGCAAUAUUGAAGCCGUGUCUUGCCAUGUGUAAUUUAUGUGACGCUGCAAUCACCCCAAAAGAGGUGCUCUGGAGGACAGUCAUAUCGGCCCUACUGCAACUGAAUUGGCUAACAGGAAACCUUAAACUGCUCACCGGCAGGUCAUUUCAGGGCUGUAUCCGCAGAACUAACCUGCCCCCCUCCACUCUUUGCAUUUUCUGCUUUCAUUUUAAAAGCAGGUUUCUCUAGCAAUUUAACUUGUGAAUAUAUGAGGGGAAAUAUGGAGGCAGCAUUUUGCCCAACGGUAAGCUAUUAAGGAAUACACAAUUAAAUAACUACAAAUCUAUCAAACUACCUGUUCUGGUCACCAGCCUGCUUCUUGUUCAAUUAAGUACAAAGCAAGCAUAUCACUUAAGAAUUACAUUGAGGGAACGCUUUUUUGUUUUGUCGUGUGUUUGUCGAAUGCGUUGGGGGGUGUCUUUUAUAUGAGUCCUUAUGUUUUUAUUUUUUCUGUUUGGAAUACGAUAAUAAAAAUUACUUUAAAAA
This is a messenger RNA of Podarcis raffonei (Aeolian wall lizard), 3813 nucleotides long. It is a transcript of the gene IL17RE, whose product is annotated as interleukin 17 receptor E. The coding region runs from base 392 to 2548 and encodes 718 amino acids. The transcript is spliced from 18 exons. NCBI's taxonomy places the organism in Eukaryota, Metazoa, Chordata, Lepidosauria, Squamata, Lacertidae. Gene Ontology annotation, molecular function: interleukin-17 receptor activity. The record is from RefSeq and is a predicted model, not a curated record.